AUGCGACGAAGAGGCGGAAACAACGCAGGGCUGAUUUUGCUCGCCCUACAGGUGGCCCAAAUUGGGUUCGACAAGAUUCCUCCCGUGACGCUCAUCGUCGGGGCCAUCAAUGUGCUCCUCCACUACGUCGAUACGAGGCUGUCGAUCUAUGACGUGUGCAUAGGAGCCGGCAUGGUGUGGCAUCGCUUGGAUCUGCGGCGAUUGCUGCUUGCCUCCUUCUUUCAUCUUGACGAUAUGCAUCUCUACUACAACAUGGUGUCCCUCCUCUGGAAGGGCCGCGACUUGGAGCCGCGAAUGGGCAGCAAGAGAUUCGCCACGUUGGUCGUCCUGUUCGCUCUCGUCUCCAACAUGUUGAUGGUGGUGGGAAGCGUCCUCUUGGAUCGCUUCGCUGACAUGCCAGGCCCCUACAACUCGUGCGCUGUUGGCUUCUCGGCGGUCUUGUUCGCGCUCAAGGUGGUCACCACCCACUACUCCACUUCCCCGUACUCUCACUUCAUGGGGAUGCUCGUGCCCACGCAGUACCUCUACUGGUUCGAGCUGGUGCUCAUCCACCUGCUCGUCCCCGGCUCCUCCUUCUUCGGCCAUCUGUGCGGCAUUCUCACCGGCAUCCUCUACGUCAAGGGCGUCUUCCGGCCCAUAUUGGAGCUCGUCGACUUUGUGCUGAGCUUCUUCUUGGGCGGCCUCCCACCGUCAGCAAGCGGCGGCGGUGGAGGCAGGUCCCUGCGCGACGGUGUCAUCUACACGAACGGCGGCCAUGCACCAUCUCAUGGCUACGCGCACCAGCCAGGGCCAUAUACCGCCACCAGCCAGCCGUCUGCGUCGCCGCACUACUCUGUCGGCCGUGGCGGCAGCUUUGCCGGCCGAGGCUACCGCCUCUCCUGA
This is a messenger RNA of Acanthamoeba castellanii str. Neff, 882 nucleotides long. Its product is annotated as peptidase, S54 (rhomboid) subfamily protein. Gene Ontology annotation, molecular function: serine-type endopeptidase activity. NCBI's taxonomy places the organism in Eukaryota, Discosea, Longamoebia, Acanthamoebidae. The coding region runs from base 1 to 882 and encodes 293 amino acids. The record is from RefSeq and is a predicted model, not a curated record. The transcript is spliced from 5 exons. Gene Ontology annotation, cellular component: membrane.